ACGUUCCGAUGUUGAAACCAGAUGUCUCGGGUACAAAUUUCAAAGUCAAGGUCAACACGUGGCGACCAGAAAAUAACACGGGACAGGCUUAUGAUUCUUUUCAAGAAAUAAGGAUUUUCGCUUCCGCUCGUUUGGCGGUAGAAGACAAAAUAAAAAUGUUGGAUUUCAUGAAAAAAUUUCGAGAAAACGAACUGGGAUUUAGUUGCGGUGGUUUUUUCGUUGUGUCGAAAGGAUGUCCGGUAAAGGUAUACAGUUCGCUCUAUUCUGCCUUCAACGUUCUGAUGCAAAUUCGGGACAUUUUGAAAGGUGGAGAUGACAAGUGCAUUUCUUUCGUUGCGCACAUUUUAAAUUUAUCUAAAAAUUCCACUUUGUUGCAAAAAUAAUCGCUAAUAAUUACCAUUUACGGAAUAUUGUAAACAUUUUACUUGAUUUCAACACUAAUUAUUGUAGAAAAUUAAAUCGGUUUGAACGUUUCAUUUUUCAAGCCUUAGAAAAUAAAAUUAAACAUUAUAUUAUAUAUAACUAACAGUAUUUAUUCUGUAU
Messenger RNA from Centruroides sculpturatus (bark scorpion), 543 nucleotides. RefSeq lists its product as uncharacterized. Bases 9 to 383 code for a protein of 124 amino acids. The transcript is spliced from 4 exons. The record is from RefSeq and is a predicted model, not a curated record. NCBI's taxonomy places the organism in Eukaryota, Metazoa, Arthropoda, Arachnida, Scorpiones, Buthidae.